Molecule: messenger RNA, 1233 nt
Organism: Laetiporus sulphureus 93-53
Lineage: Eukaryota; Fungi; Basidiomycota; Agaricomycetes; Polyporales; Laetiporaceae
Exons: 5
Coding region: 1-1233 (410 amino acids)
Source: RefSeq, a predicted model, not a curated record
AUGCAUAGAGGUUCUCAGUACAUCACUGUUCUCGGAGGUCCUCAUCCUGGUAUCUAUGAUGCGCGUCCACCCAUUGGCUAUGGUGGAUACACCUCCCCGCUUCCAGUCAUCAUCCACUACACAGAUCACACCGUUGCGACUUCUGUCUACAUGCUGCAGCCAUUUUUUCAUCGCUUCGCAGGCGAUGCAUGUGAGCCGAACGACCUUAUCAUCAAGGAGAUGGUCCACAGUCUGCUUCUCUGGAAGGAAGCAAGAAAGGUGAUUCCGGAUACACGAGAGUUUGAGAAUGUAUAUGUCGUUGUCCGUGGCAGAAAGACCGGUAUCUUUUUUUCCUGGAAGCAGUGUUAUGUACAGGUUCACGGGUUCUCAGACGUGAGGUUUAUGGCCUACAAGAACUUACCAGAGGCCAUUGCCCACUUCUUGCAUAAGGAGCCUGCAACAUACGAGUCUCUGAAUGAUCCAACAUCAUGGCUAGGGACGUUCGAGAACUAUCUCAUGGAUAUUCUGAAUCAGAGCAUUCGCGCUGAUGAAAAUGGUGAUGACGAUGAGGACGCGGUAAACGGCACAACGGGACGGUCGGAGCACGUUAUAGAAGGACUCAAUGAUCUCAUGCAAACUGUUCACAUUGACAACACGCUGCUGUCGGCGUCUGAACUAUCUGGAAAGGGCCCUCGCAUGACCAACUCAUGUUCCAGCAAGACACAUGUGCACGAGGUAUCAUCCAAGAUAGUCGGCACGUACUCAGAGAUGCCUUCGCAUGCAGCAUGCAUCCCUUCAAACGUUCGAUCUCACGCUGUCAAGAUGGACGCCGGACCUUCGCAAGUGCAAGAGUCUCCUGCUCCCCUGAUCCAUAUCAUCAAUGCAAAGCCCACGACUGCUCUGUACACUGUUGAGCAGUGUUCCACGCCUCUCACACUGACUCCAUACAUUCGGUCUCCAUCUCCAUCUCCUUUCGAUAGUCGGGAUCACAAUCAACAGCGUUCGUGUUGCACUGGUGUCAUCAACCUCAGUUUCAAUGAUGACAUCAACGAGAAGUUUCUUGUACCAUCUCUCGGCACGUAUGCUGAUUAUUACAUAUCAUCCCAUAGUUAUACUUACCGUGCGCGGGUGGAGGUGGUUGCGGCAUUUGCCAAUAGCCGCAAUAGAGAGGAAUUUGUUGCUCGCCUCCAUGGUGUCGAUGUCCCAGCAAAGCACUUAGAAUAUAUCUACUUUCUGUGCAAGAACCGCAUUUAA